AUGGGGGCCAGAAGGCCGGAUGAAGAGGCCACACCUCGGCCGAGAGAGCUCGGUGACGCAACGCAAAGUGCCUGGCCAAUCGAUGCAGAAGUCGAAGAGGAGCCGCAGCUUGGCGGGAUGAUGGAAGGAAGAGUCGAGAAAACCAAACAACGGUGGCGGCGAGAGUCCAGGGCUGGGGUGAAAGUUGGAGGAUUUGAGGAGCGGGGCCGUUGGAAGCGAGACGAGAUGACAGUCACGGCGAGUCAAGGCGAGUCCAGGCAAGGCAAAGGCGAAGGCGGGAUGAUGCGAGGCGAGGCGAAACGACGAACGGUUCGAUUUCGAGAUGCUUCGGGCGAUGUGGUGUGA
This is a messenger RNA of Trichoderma aggressivum f. europaeum, 345 nucleotides long. RefSeq lists its product as uncharacterized. The transcript has a single exon. Bases 1 to 345 code for a protein of 114 amino acids. Lineage: Eukaryota; Fungi; Ascomycota; Sordariomycetes; Hypocreales; Hypocreaceae. The record is from RefSeq and is a predicted model, not a curated record.